GCUAGGUCAUCUCUACUAUAAAUAGAGCAGAUCCCACUACAAUGGAUACUGACAUAGAAAGCAGUAACCAUGACAACACCGAUGUUAGGAUGGAGGAAGAAGACAGCUGCUAUAUGUUCGAGUCCGAUCGAGCUGCACUGAAGGGCAACUCAGACUACCGAGAGCUGCUGAAAACAAUCACAAAGUUGGAGGCUCAGCGUAGCCAGGCAAUAAAGGAUAUGGAGGCUCUACAAGAGGCCCAGGAGGAGGCUCUCAAGGAUCCAAUCAAAUUUGUGGAAAAGUUACAGCAGGGCGUGAAGUUCAAUUUUCCUCAGCAGCAGGAGAUUGCACAGGUGCCGAACAUCGACUGGGAGAAGUAUCGCAGUAAUGUGGACUUCACUUCCUUCGGUGUCCCACGUCACAUGACCCGACAGAAGAAACUGCUCACAGAACUGGAAGAUCCUGUACUAGAUAGGGAGAAGACAGCACGGGGUCCCCAGUCGGUAUCACUGUUUGACGAUCAGAAUGAGGUUACAGUUGUCCGAGGUCGCUUGAAAACAGAAUCCAAACCUGCAACCUUUAACCAGCUGUGGACUGUUGAGGAACAGAAGAGGCUGGAAGAACUGUUGUUGGUGUUCCCCCCAGAGGAGGUGGAGGCCAAGAGGUGGCAGAAGAUCGCUGUCGCUCUUGGCAACCGCACUACACAGCAGGUGGCCAGCAGAGUGCAGAAAUACUUCAUCAAGCUGGCCAAGGCUGGACUUCCUGUACCUGGGAGGGCCCCCAACAUUGGGACUGGGACCAGGAAGCUGGGCCGCCAACAGCGCCACAACCGCUUCUACUACCAACCAUCAACAUUCAUGCAGGCCUACACACCCCCAGUCUACAUGUCAGACGACGAGGACACACGGGCCUACUACGACGCUGAGUCCGAAGCCAGGUUCUUGCAGAAGUAUGAGAAAUAUGGAGAAAAUCUAUCUUCUGAUGAAUCAGACGAGGAUGACGAGGUCCCCCUGGAGCUGCGACACUCAGAGGAGUAUCGGGAGUUGCUGAAGCUGAGGUCAUUACGGGCUCACAAACUGCAGCAGACAGCUGUCCAAGUCCACCAUGAUGGCUUCAAGUGUGACAUGUGUGGUUGUGAACCGAUUAUUGGCACCAGAUGGCACUGUAUGGACUGUCCGGAAGACGAAUCUGUGGACUUCUGCGAUGACUGUGUUGACAGCAACCAUGAAACAGAGACUCACAACUCAAGCCAUCGUCUGAGGCCAGAAAAGAAGAAAGUGUCACUACUGGGUGGUGAUCAGGACUACAUGAAGUUUUCUCUCGCUGACAGCAACUACCUCGACCCAAACUACAUGCCUGCUAGUUGACCACACUACGACAUUGAUGGAGACCGAAUCGUCGUUGAACACCUUGUCUUAGAUACUGGCUCGUACAGUGGGAGGGUGUUGACACCCUGUGUUACAUACUGGUUCAAACAGUUGAGUGUUGGGGGGAACAAUGAGACCUUGUUAUUGUGGACACCCUGUGUUACAUACUGGCUCAUACAGUUGAGUGUUGGUGGGAACAAUGAGACCUUGUUAUUGUGGACACCCUGUAUUAGAUACUGGCUCAUACAGUUGAGUGUUGGUGAGAACAAUGAGACCUUGUUAUUGUGGACACCCUGUAUUACAUACUGCCUCAUACAAUGAUAGGGUUGGUGAGAACAUUGAGACCUUGUUAUUGUGGACACCCUGUAUUACAUACUGCCUCAUACAAUGAUAGGGUUGGUGAGAACAUUGAGACCUUGUUAUUGUGGACACCCUCUAUUACAAACGGACUCGCAUUGCUGAUUUGUUGGUGAAUACAAUGAAACCUUGUUGAUACAGACACCUCUACUUAUGACUGGCUCACACUGAGAUGGUUGUUCAAUAAAAUUAGACAUUGUUA
This is a messenger RNA of Haliotis rubra (blacklip abalone), 1905 nucleotides long. Its product is annotated as ZZ-type zinc finger-containing protein 3-like. The record is from RefSeq and is a predicted model, not a curated record. Gene Ontology annotation, molecular function: zinc ion binding. NCBI's taxonomy places the organism in Eukaryota, Metazoa, Mollusca, Gastropoda, Lepetellida, Haliotidae.